Messenger RNA from Mesocricetus auratus (golden hamster), 3262 nucleotides. RefSeq names its product solute carrier family 35 member F2 (gene Slc35f2). Gene Ontology annotation, molecular function: transmembrane transporter activity. The transcript has 8 exons. Gene Ontology annotation, biological process: transmembrane transport. Lineage: Eukaryota; Metazoa; Chordata; Mammalia; Rodentia; Cricetidae. Gene Ontology annotation, cellular component: membrane. The record is from RefSeq and is a predicted model, not a curated record. Bases 997 to 2124 code for a protein of 375 amino acids.
GGAAAAAAAAGGUGUUUUAUCAGCACUCCAGACUUCUUCAGUCAGCCAGGACCAGGAAAUUUCCCACCUCACUUUUUAUUCCCUCUUGUGCCUUCUGGGUCCAUCCAAGCAUCAGAAGGCGAGAUGAGGCCAAGGCCAGGACGACGCUGAGUGUGACAAGGCAACACAACACACCCGCGAGACAGACUUGCUUCGCCCCGCGCCACAAAGACACACUUCCUACAUCUUUGUUUUGCGAGGAAAAGAAACUGUAGCAUUUCUUCCCUUCUUUCAGGAAGAGGGAGGGAGACCAGGAGACAGGGGCGGGGUCAGUGGGUCCUUCCAGUUAGCAAAGUUCAGGCUGGCACCAACUCUCUGCGUCCAGUCCUGUAGGACACGCUGGAAACCAGCCAAAAUAACCUCUUAACAGAUCACCUCGUUUCUGAUUUCAAACAAGGAACCAUAAAAUCCUGAAAUGCGCCGGGCGUGGUUAGCGCCGGCCUGUAAAUCCCAAGUCGUUGGAAGCUGAGGCAGGAAGACUGUUGAGAGUUCGAAGUUAGCCUCUGCUACAUAGUGAAUUCCAGGAUAGUCUGGGCUACAGCGUGAGACCUUGGGUCAAACAAACUCACCAAAUCAACUCCACCCACCCCCGGUGGGGGCGGGGGUGGGAAGAAGCCCAACCCCCUAAUUCCUUAAAAAUUUACAUUUUGUUCUACCCAGCACUGACGCUAGCUGAGAAAACAAACCUGCCCUUUCUCCCCCAGCUUUCCAGCUUCACUGAGGUGCCAGGUGAUGAUCUGCAAUAGCAUUGUCUGGCCCUAAGGGCCUGACAGUUAAUGAUUUGUCGCACGAGCCGGGCGGAGGAGCGCGGGGACGCGAGCGAGCAGGCGAGCGAGCGCAGCAGGAGAGCAAGGCGGGCGCGGGCCGAGUCCGCCGCCGUCCUCACAGGCGCCGCCUCCUGUUUUCCGGGCCGGGGCACUUCGCGGGGUUCCGGGCACACGAGGCUCGUAGGGACCCAUGGAGGCCGAGUCGCCGGCGAGCGCGGGGGUCACGGAGCCCCAGGCGCUGGGCGCCUUGGGCAGGAUCGGCAACCUGCUGAGCAGGAUCCGAGGCAAACUCUUCACCUGGGAUAUUUUGAAGACCAUAGCUCUAGGCCAGAUGCUGUCCUUGUGUAUAUGUGGCACAGCCAUCACCAGCCAGUACUUGGCGGAAAAGUACAGAGUGAACACGCCCAUGCUUCAGAGCUUUAUCAGCUACUGCUUGCUGCUCCUGGUUUACACAGUGAUGCUGGCGUUUCGGUCAGGCAGUGAUAACCUUUUAGAGAUUUUGAGAAGAAAAUGGUGGAAAUACACUCUCCUGGGGCUUGCCGACGUGGAAGCCAAUUAUCUGAUUGUCAGAGCAUACCAGUACACGACUCUGACCAGUGUCCAGCUCCUGGAUUGCUUUGGGAUUCCUGUGUUGAUGGCUCUCUCCUGGUUUAUUCUCCGUGCAAGAUACAAAGUGAUCCACUUCAUUGCCGUGUUUGUCUGCCUGCUGGGUGUAGGGACCAUGGUUGGUGCAGAUAUAUUAGCAGGGAGAGAAGACAAUUCAGGGAGCGAUGUUCUGAUCGGUGACAUCUUGGUCCUGCUUGGGGCUUCCCUGUAUGCUGUGUCUAAUGUGUGUGAGGAAUACAUCGUGAAGAAACUGAGCAGACAGGAGUUUUUAGGAAUGGUGGGCCUGUUUGGAACAAUUAUCAGUGGCGUACAGCUACUGAUUGUGGAAUAUAAGGACAUUGCCAAGAUUCACUGGGACUGGAAAAUUGCGCUGCUAUUUGUGGCAUUUGCCCUCUGCAUGUUUUGCCUAUACAGCUUCAUGCCGCUGGUGAUUAAGGUCACCAGUGCCACGUCAGUCAACCUGGGCAUCCUGACAGCUGACCUCUACAGCCUUUUCUUUGGCCUUUUUCUGUUUGGGUAUAAGUUUUCAGGGCUCUACAUCCUGUCUUUCACAGUCAUCAUGGUGGGCUUCAUCUUGUACUGUUCCACCCCAACACGCACAGCGGAGCCGGCAGAAAGCAGUGUGCCCCCCGUCACUAGCAUCGGGAUCGACAACCUGGGACUGAAGCUUGAGGAGAGCGGGCUCUCAGAGACCCACUCUGCGGCCUUGUAGUUGGACAAGCCACAGAUUCCCAUGUGUCACCAGAGGAGAGCAGAGCCUGCCACUGCCAAGGAUGCCCCUGAGGACAUCAGCCUCAGAGUGAACAUCCUCUGCGUCGGAUUGCAUCUGUGGUUAGAUUUUAGAAAGGGCCACUGAGCAAUGGUUCCAAACUAGAAGUAACAAAAUAGAGCAGACCCAAGGGUAGUGUUUCUGUGUGUUGAGUGCCAGUACCUGUCUGUGUCAGACAGACAUGUGCAGGCCCCUUGCUGGGGUCUCAGGGACACAUGUAGAAAGGGAAGGAAGGAAUGGCUGUUCAGGUAGUUAGAGUUGAGAGUCUGGGAUGGUUGUGCAGGAAGAUUCCUCUGUUGGAAGCUUCAGGAUUUUGUUCUCCAGGAGCAGUCACUGCCCAUGGGCCUUCUGGAAUGUAGACACCCUUGACGCCUGGUCCCUGAUGGCAUGUGGUGGGGAAGGUGGCUGGGGCAGCAUUUGAGAACUCCCAAUAUUAAAUGGGACUACAUUGAAAGCAGCUAACAAGUUCAAGAAUCCAGGAAUCCUCUCCCGAUUGUGUUCUUUUAUCUUUUAUAACAAAUCUCUCCUCCAUUCUCGCUUGCUCCUCAACAGUCACAUUUGCUCCUAUGUUCCGAGUUCCAGAGCAAACCACUCCCAAAACCUGUUACUCUGGUCAUCCCUCACCUUCAGCCCCACAGAGUUCCGAGUUCUCCAAGUAAAUCCACUCUUGUCACAUCCCAGAUGCCCAGGAAUAUUCCUGUUGACCUCAUCUCACUCAGCCACCGUUUAGAAAAUUAACCUGUGUUGCAAGUUCCCACUGGAAGAUGAGAACUUGGUUUCUGUCCCUGGCUGAAAAAUGUAGUAUCAUUAAAACAAAAAUGCCACAUUAAUCAUUUUCCAGGAUGAAUGUGUGCUGGAGUCCUGGAAUCCUGACUGUAAGAGGACAGUGUCUUCCUUCUUCCCACAGGUUUACAAUGCUCCAAGGUUUCUGACAGUUCCUCAGUACAGUGUCAGCAUGUAGCCUCAGCAUAAUGUGAGUCACCAGAAUGCCACCUUCAGAAAACCAUGUAAAUUUUUUUUGUAUAAGUAUAAUAAAGAAAUUUGGGGUAAGUGUUCAUAUUAUUAAAAGACUUUAAACUCA